UCUGUCUGUCCUCCUCAGUUAGGGAACCCGAGUCCCGAUCCGGGCGGGGAGGCGACCUCUCCCCGCCGCCCAGGGGUGCCCAGAGAGCAGCCGGGAGGAUUUUGGCCAAAUUGGGCGAGGGUACAAUAUUACCACUUACCCCUUCUCACCGAGGAAGAGCGGGAGAAAGGGUAUGGCACAGUCCCAAGGCUGGCUGAGAAGAUACUUCAAGGCCUUCUGUAAAGGCUUCUUUGUGGCAGUGCCCGUGGCAGUCACCUUCCUGGAUCGGGUCGCCUGCGUGGCGCGAGUGGAAGGAGCCUCGAUGCAGCCUUCUCUGAACCCCGGAGGAUGCCAGUCCUCCGAUGUGGUCCUACUGAACCACUGGAAGGUGAGGAAUUUCGAAGUCCAGCGUGGAGACAUUGUGUCACUGGUGUCUCCUAAAAACCCAGAACAGAAGAUCAUUAAAAGAGUGAUUGCUCUUGAAGGUGACAUUAUAAGAACCAUUGGACACAAAAACCGUUUGGUCAAAGUUCCCCGUGGUCACAUGUGGGUUGAAGGCGAUCACCAUGGACACAGUUUUGAUAGCAAUUCUUUUGGACCGGUUUCUCUGGGACUUCUGCAUGCUCAUGCCACACAUAUCUUGUGGCCUCCAGAGCGCUGGCGGAGACUGGAAUCUGUGCUUCCUCCAGAGCGCUUCCCAAUCCAUAGCAAUGAUGAGUGACCGCGUGGGAGGCCCAUCAUAGGAGGAGCUGCAGACACCAGAAGCAUCCUACCCAAGAGAUGCUCCAAUGAUGCUCAGCAAGAGACCUCUGUAUUUCUUUAAGGUGGUCUGGAAUUUCACACAAAAAAAAAUGUUCAAUAUUAAACAGUAUUAAAUGACA
Messenger RNA from Microtus oregoni (creeping vole), 860 nucleotides. It is a transcript of the gene Immp2l, whose product is annotated as inner mitochondrial membrane peptidase subunit 2. Gene Ontology annotation, biological process: mitochondrial respiratory chain complex assembly. Gene Ontology annotation, molecular function: serine-type endopeptidase activity. The transcript is spliced from 7 exons. The record is from RefSeq and is a predicted model, not a curated record. NCBI's taxonomy places the organism in Eukaryota, Metazoa, Chordata, Mammalia, Rodentia, Cricetidae. Bases 173 to 700 code for a protein of 175 amino acids. Gene Ontology annotation, cellular component: membrane; mitochondrial inner membrane peptidase complex.